Messenger RNA from Penicillium salamii, 1713 nucleotides. Lineage: Eukaryota; Fungi; Ascomycota; Eurotiomycetes; Eurotiales; Aspergillaceae. The record is from the annotation of a GenBank genome assembly.
AUGUCUCGACGUCCGACCCCUGGGCAAGCUGCUCAAAAUUCACAGACCAUCAAGGGUUUGUUGAAACUGGAGCACAACAAAGUAUGUGCCGAUUGUAAACGGAACAAGCACCCGCGAUGGGCUUCCUGGAACCUAGGUGUCUUCGUCUGUAUCCGUUGCUCGGGAAUUCACAGGGGCAUGGGCACGCAUAUCAGCCGAGUCAAGUCCGUGGAUCUCGAUGCAUGGACCGAUGAACAACUUCAAAGUGUCGUCAGGUGGGGUAAUUCAAGGGCAAACAAGUAUUGGGAGGCCAAAUUGGCACCUGGUCAUGCCCCCUCAGAGUCGAAAAUCGAAAACUUCAUCCGGACCAAGUACGAAAGCAAGCGGUGGGUAAUGGAUGGUGGGUUGCCAGAUCCAUCUACCUUAGAUGAUGGUGAUGACGACGUUCCUCUCGCUGUUGUACAGGAGAAAGCCAAGAUCGAGCGUUCCUCUUCUCAGCGCAUCGCUCCCCCCGCUCCCGCCAACCAAGCCCCGGUACACCGGCAACAGGCCUCAAUUGAUCUGUUCGGCGACGACAUCUCCCCUCCGGCCCGCCCUAGCACAACUGAUCCUACUCUACGCGCGCCGCCCAGACAAGCACAGCCUGCGCCUGUCAAGACUCACAAGCCUAAUGAUUCACUUUUGGGACUCGACUUCUUCGGCAGCACUCAGCCCGCUGCUGCCAGUCGCCCGAGUAGCACGGCAUCAACCCCAGCGGCACCCACCGGAAUGUCUCGCCCUGACCUGAAGCAAUCAAUUCUGUCAUUGUACUCAAAGCCGCAACCUGCACCUCCUGCGCAACACCAGCGGGGCAACUCAUUCGGCGACAUGGCCUCCCCCGCUCCUCCUUCGGCUUCAUCGAACAUGGGCGGUCUGACGGAUGCCUUUAGUGGAUUGAGCUUCCCUUCCACCACCUCCCCUCCUCCAGCUAGGCCCGCCGAGAAGCCCUCGGCAUUCUCCAACCUCGCAUCCUUCGGUGCUGCCAAGUCCACGCCCGCGGCUCCAAAGGUCACAUCGCCCUCAGGGUCUGCCAGUGGCGACUUAUUCGAUAGCUUCGCCUCUCCCACCAUGUCCGCCCCUAAACCCCAGUCCCGCACUACGUCCGUGUCCUCGGCUGGGCAAGACUUUGGAUUCGGAGGAUUCACUUCCCCGACUGCUAAGCCGAACCCCCCUUCUUCAUCGCUUUCAAAUGAUUUGUUCGGACUAUCUUCGCCCCCUCUCGCAUCUAAAUCCACUGUCUCGCCUCCCAAGUCUACCGCGACUUCUCCUCAGCAAGAAAUGAAUUCCGCAUUCAACAUUUCAGCCCCUCCAAUCCAGCCUGCUGCUCCCAGAGCACCAGCUCCCAGCGCCGCGACUGCCGCUGCGGCUAGCAUGAUGUCUGGAAGUCUCGACCCAUGGGGUGGAAAUGCAUGGAGCACACCUGACCGUGCGCCUUCGCCCGUUGCCCCUGCCCCUGCCCCUUCAGCUGCGUCUAUGAUGAAGGUUCCUGAUACUCUGACUCCUAACGAUCUGGGUAACGGCUGGGGUGCGCCGACUCCUGCUCCCAAGCCGGCAGCCACCGUUGCAGCUGAUGAGGACUUUGGUGGCUGGGCCAGUGCUGCCCCGGUUUCCAACCCCACUCCUACUACCAACACCAGCAAGCCGGCUGGUGGAUUCGGUGGAUCUGACGACCUCUUCUCUAACGUUUGGGAGUAA